AGAGACAGAAAAAGAAAAAAAAAAAUAGAGAUGGAUAGUAAGAAAGCUAAAUGGUCCAUAAAGGAAUGCUGUUAUAAAGCCAAAACUCCCGCAAAGCAACUCAACUCGGCAGCAAUAACAACAACAAUGUCUGAGUACGGCAAAGUCAAAGUGGGCCAACUUAAACUGAAAGGAGAGAAAAAAUCCCACAAGAAGCAUAAGUCAAAAAAGAGGAAAGCAGAAGAUGAAGAUGGGAGCACCAGCGGCAGCAAAGACACAGACACUGCUGACCACGGAGGCUGGUGGCACUGUCGGGCCUUGCACCAGGCAAAGUGUUUUGGAAUGACUGGAUCCGUGGCCAUACAGCUCGGAGGAUUACCUGUGUAUGUGCGAGCCUUGGACAACGGCUUGUUUACAGCUGGUGCUCCACAUGACCAAGGUGAUGGGCCAUCCCCAGAAGAGGUGUUGACAGCAGUGCCUGCAGGAGAUGAGCGCAUCGCCUUCAAGUCUGGCUACAACAAGUACCUUGGAGUGGAUGGGGCAGGACGAGUGGUGGGGCGAGCUGAUGCCAUCGGUCCACGGGAGAUGUGGCAGCCUGUGUUCCAGGAUGAGCAGACAGCCCUGCUAGGUGCCAAUGAUUGUUUCCUGGGCAGGGAUGAAGAGGAUAAUGUUGUUGCCAUAAACCAGAGGGCUGGACCAGACCAGAUGGUGGUGGUGCGAUCUAACACGAUCAGGGAGUGUGACCGGCCCAAGGAGGUGCCAGAGGAGGAGCGCGGCAAACUGAAGGAUGUGGAGAAGAACUACGUGAAGAAGUUCCAGAAGUUCCAGGACAAGCGACUCCGCAUCAAUGAGGAUGGAGUAGCAGAACUGAAGGCUGCACGCAAUGAAGGCAGCCUGCACGAGGCUCUGCUGGAUCGUCGCUCCAAGAUGAAGGCUGACAGAUACUGCAAAUGAUUGCCCUUCCUCUCUUCUCUUGUGUUUUCUUCUGCCUCCUUCAUCUGCCAUGAAUGUCAAUGGUUGAGGUAGAGAGGAGGACAGUGUGCCAGUCAUCAACUUCAUGUAUGAGUUGUGCCCAAACAAAAGUCAGACUUUUGAAAAACUGAUUUAUCACUCUCCUGACAAUUUAGUCACUCUUGUCUCCAUCAGAGUACUUCUCUUCAUUGCUAAAACACUCAUCCUAAUAUGGGCAUAGAGGUACAUUAACUGAAGAGAACACUUCUUCAAUAAUAAAAUUUUUACAUUUGUGGAAAUAUAGUACAACAGCUAAAUAUAUCUUGUUUGCUCCAUACCUAUUUUUCUAAAUGUGUAUUUCUUUGUAAAGGUUCCAGCUAUUUGAAACUGUAAUCCCCACAUAGUAUGUUGGAGAUAUAGUUUUUAUUAUGACAUGAUUUCAAGACAAUGGUAAUAAUUUUAUAUUAAAUGAUAGUAAAUUA
This is a messenger RNA of Scylla paramamosain (green mud crab), 1412 nucleotides long. It is a transcript of the gene FRG1, whose product is annotated as protein FRG1-like. Gene Ontology annotation, molecular function: actin filament binding. Gene Ontology annotation, cellular component: catalytic step 2 spliceosome; nucleolus; striated muscle dense body. NCBI's taxonomy places the organism in Eukaryota, Metazoa, Arthropoda, Malacostraca, Decapoda, Portunidae. The record is from RefSeq and is a predicted model, not a curated record. The transcript has 6 exons. Bases 31 to 933 code for a protein of 300 amino acids.